GGGGCUUUCAAGAUGGCGUCAGGAAGCCACAUGCAUAAUCUCACAACCCUCAUCAAGCGGCUGGAAGCCGCGACUUCCCGCCUGGAAGACAUGGCGAUGUCGCUGGACGACCCCAACUCGCCCAAGACCAUCGGUGCUAUCGCUGCGCCUGAGACGGCCACUCCUGAGACUCCAAAGGCGGCUCCUCCAGCUACCCCCGCGGCUCCUCCCGUGCCGCCACAGAUCCAGGACUUCGACACACUGAUCAACGAAGACGUGCGGACUUUCGUGGAAUUGGGACAGAAGAUUAAUGGAUUGGUCGGCGAGCAGUCGAGAGCCGUUCAGCAGGCCUUCGAAGCCGAGCGCACCUACCUCUACGUCUCGACUAAAGCCAAGAAGCCCGACCAGCAGCCCCCGGAGCUCAUGACGGAGCUUCACAAUGCUUCGGACAGCAUCAAUAACAUCCGCGAGUCUAACCGGGCCUCGCAUUUGUUCAACCACCUGAGCGCAGUAGCGGAGGGCAUUGUUGCUCUUGGCUGGUUCUUCGCCAGCAAGCCUGCUGAUUUCGUCACUGAAAUUGUUGGCGGCAUCGAAUACUAUGGCAACAAAGUACUGAAGGACUACAAGGAGAAAGACCGCACUCAUGUCCAAUACAUCCAAGCCUACUACCAGAUCUUCAAAUCCCUCGCCGCCUACCUCAAGAAACACUACCCCAAAGGUCUGACCUGGAACGACCAGGACGGCAUCGACGCCCAAGAGGCCCUGCGCCAGGUCAAGAGCGGCAGCAGCUCGGCCUCAUCCCCUAGCGAAAAUAGAACCGCGCCCCCUCCCCCUCCCCCUCCCCCUGUACCUACUAUCAACGUCUCUGGCGGUAAUGGCGGCGCUCCCCCGCCUCCGCCUCCGCCCCCCGGCGUCCCCCCACCUCCCUCCAGCGCCCCCGGCUCUAGCCCCGACAUGUCCGCCGUCUUCGACCAAUUGAACCGCGGCGACGCCGUGACCUCCGGCCUCCGCAAGGUCGACAAGUCCGAGAUGACGCACAAGAACCCCAGCCUGCGGACCAGCUCCGUGGUGCCUGAGCGGCCCAGCUCGCAAGGCAGCUCCGUCUCCUCGCCCACGUCGCGGGCCCGGUCCCCUGCGCCGCCCAGCACCAAGCCCAAGCCCGAGAGUAUGCGCUCGCGCAAGCCGCCGCGCAAGGACUUGGAGGGCAACAAGUGGCUCGUCGAGCACUUCGACAACCCGGGCGGCAUCGUCGAGAUCAACGCCCAGCAGAACCAGUCGAUCCUGAUCUCGCGCUGCAACAAGACCAUCAUCAAGGUCAGCAACAAGGCCAACGCCAUCUCCAUCGACAACUGCACCGGCCUGUCCAUCAUCGUCGACUCCCUCGUCAGCAGCCUCGACGUCAUCAAGUCCGCCAAGUUCGCUCUGCAGAUCGACGGCGUCGUCCCCACCCUGCUCCUCGACCAGGUCGACGGCGCCACCGUCUACCUCGGCCAGCAGAGCCUGGCCACCGAGGUCUUCUCCAGCAAGUCCACCGCCAUCAACGUCAUGCUGCCCCCCAAGGAGGGCACCGACGACGACACCAAGGAGUGCCCGCUUCCCGAGCAGAUCAAGUCCUACGUCAAGGAUGGAGUCCUGGUCAGCGAGAUCGUCGAGCACGCGGGUUAGAAGUCCCGACUUUCCGCUUACAAACUCGAAUCGUUUCCUUCGCGGGUGUGACGACUAAUCCUCCUCCGCGACGCUCAGGUUCGAUUUGGUAGAUGUGACACAGGGGAGAGAAAAGAAGAUCCCUUUUCUCCCCUCCAUUGCCAUAUAUUGUAGAUAGAUCUGUUUCUAUUUAAAUCCAAUUUUUUUGGUGUUGAAUAUGCUUUCCACACUGUGUGCUUUGCAGACCUUUGUUUCCUGGAAUCAUCACAGGUAGAAAGACUACUUCCAUGAUACGCUGCCAGAAGAA
Aspergillus fijiensis CBS 313.89 is the source of this 1930-nucleotide messenger RNA. It is a transcript of the gene capA, whose product is annotated as adenylate cyclase-binding protein. The coding region runs from base 13 to 1644 and encodes 543 amino acids. The transcript has 4 exons. Gene Ontology annotation, molecular function: actin binding; adenylate cyclase binding. The record is from RefSeq and is a predicted model, not a curated record. NCBI's taxonomy places the organism in Eukaryota, Fungi, Ascomycota, Eurotiomycetes, Eurotiales, Aspergillaceae. Gene Ontology annotation, biological process: cytoskeleton organization; regulation of adenylate cyclase activity. Gene Ontology annotation, cellular component: cytoplasm.